GAGAUUCUGCACAUCCCCCGGGCGGACUACUAUCGUGAUAUUGCAGAGGAGGGCAUGAGGGAGAUCCGAAAUAGGUAUGCUGUGCUGGCCGAUUGGUUCCCUGACUCAUGUGAGAUCGUCUUCUGCGGGCAGAUCGCGGAGGCGCAGAGUGCAGCGCAGUUCGCAAGGUCCAAGCUCAGCCGCCUGGUGGGGCAGAUCGAGAUUCCGGCCAAUCUCGUUAAAAGCUUCGAGGAGGAGCAUGGAUUAAAGCAUCGGCUCUUGAGCGCUA
Messenger RNA from Symbiodinium pilosum, 268 nucleotides. The record is from the annotation of a GenBank genome assembly. NCBI's taxonomy places the organism in Eukaryota, Dinophyceae, Suessiales, Symbiodiniaceae.